AGUCGGAAAGUUAUCGUGAAACAAUUAAGAAGCGACACCAGAAAAAAAGAAAGGUGCUGUGGAAGUGAAUUAUACUAAAGUGAUUAUCUAAAAAGUUCAAUAAAUUGUGUCAGUUAAAAUGUAUGCAAAAGCAAAGCUCAAGAAUUCGGAAGAUUAUGCUGGAAGUCCUCCAAAGUUGAAGGAAGGAGGAUCGUACAUUAUGGAGUCUCAGUCUCUUGAGAAUGCUGCAAAGACAGUUAUCAUAUUUUCACCAACGGACCCGAAUACUGCUGGAAACCUGGCAAAAAUGCUGAAAAUCUUUGAUGUCUUUAACAUUGACUUGUCUCAUAUCGAGUCUCGAUCAUCAACUCGUGUUCCAGGUUAUGAAUUUAUGGUGGAAUGCGAUGCACGAAAUAAUCCACAGCUUCAUGAUGCUUUGGAUAUUUUGAAAGAUAAGUGCACUUACUUCCAAAUCAUUUCGCGUGCAUACAAUGAUGAAGAAAAGGUUGAAGAUGAUGUAGUUCCGUGGUUUCCAAGACGUAUUCGAGAAUUGGAUCGUUUUGCUAAUCAGAUAUUAUCCUAUGGAGCUGAAUUGAAUGCGGAUCACCCUGGUUUUACAGAUCCGACAUAUCGAGAGAGGCGCAAAUACUUUGCUGACAUCGCUUAUAACUAUAAACAUGGCAAACCGCUUCCACAUGUUGAAUACACGGAAGAAGAAAUCAAAACAUGGGGUGUUGUUUUUAAGAAUCUUACAAAAUUAUACCCGACUCAUGCCUGCAGAGAACACAACCACGUGUUUCCUUUACUUAUUGAGAAUUGUGGAUAUCGAGAAGAUAACAUUCCACAACUUGAAGAUGUCUCAAACUUUUUAAAGGAUUGUACAGGCUUCUCCUUACGUCCUGUCGCUGGAUUAUUGUCAUCAAGAGAUUUCUUAGCUGGACUUGCUUUUCGUGUCUUUCACUCAACUCAAUAUAUUCGUCAUCCAUCUAAGCCUUUAUAUACUCCAGAACCUGAUGUAAUCCAUGAAUUGAUGGGACAUGCUCCACUUUUUGCUGAUCCUGCAUUUGCACAGUUUUCACAACAAAUUGGACUCGCUUCUCUUGGUGCACCUGAUGAUGUUAUUGAAAAACUUGCUACAUGCUUCUGGUUCACAGUUGAGUAUGGUUUGUGUCGUCAAAAUGGAGAAUUAAAAGCUUACGGUGCCGGCUUAUUAUCAAGUUUCGGUGAACUUGAAUACUGUUUAACCGAUAAACCACAAAUAAAGGAAUUCGAGCCUGCAAUAACAGGUUUACAAAAAUAUCCAAUUACCGAGUACCAGCCAUUAUACUUUGUAGCUGAAAGCUUUGACAGUGCAAUCGAGAAAAUGAUCAAAUUUGCCGACUCGAUUAAGCGUCCAUUUGGAGUUCGAUACAAUGCUUACACUCAAACGAUUGAGGUUCUUGACAGCAAGCAUCAGCUUGAGAACUUACUUCAAAAUAUUAAUAUGGAAGUUCAUAUUUUACAUAACGCUUUGAGGAAAUUGUAAAUUCUACACGCGCUUAGACAGUAAAAACAUGUUUACUCUAUAUGAUUAAUCUGUUAAGAUAUUAAGAUUUUUGUGUGCGAUUAACUUUCUGAUGUAAAAUUAUUUUAAUUUGAUGAUUCAUUUUUUUUUUUGAUCUAACUGAACGGAAAUAAAGCUAUUAAGUACACUUGUUUAUUUGUUUACUUCUAA
Messenger RNA from Chironomus riparius, 1693 nucleotides. The record is from the annotation of a GenBank genome assembly. NCBI's taxonomy places the organism in Eukaryota, Metazoa, Arthropoda, Insecta, Diptera, Chironomidae.